Molecule: messenger RNA, 931 nt
Organism: Triticum aestivum (bread wheat)
Lineage: Eukaryota; Viridiplantae; Streptophyta; Magnoliopsida; Poales; Poaceae
Product: patatin-like protein 2
Exons: 3
Coding region: 93-737 (214 amino acids)
Biological process (GO): lipid metabolic process
Molecular function (GO): monoacylglycerol lipase activity; glycerophospholipase activity
Source: RefSeq, a predicted model, not a curated record
GUUUGUCCUUUGUAAUAAAUCCUUGAUCUCCCACCUUCUGUUCAAAACGUUUGCCAUUUGAGCCUGGCCUCGUGUUAGCAAACUCCAAAUUGAUGGCAGGAGGUAGUUCUGCUACAGCAGGUGACGAAGCGAAGGUGAUAACCAUCUUGAGCAUCGACGGCGGCGGCGUGAGAGGGAUCAUCCCGGCCAUCGUCCUCGCCUUCCUUGAAAAAGAGCUCCAGAAACUGGACGGGCCGGAUGCUAGGAUCGCGGACUACUUCGAUGUCGUCGCCGGCACGAGCACGGGUGGCCUCUUGACGGUGAUGCUUGCGGCGCCGGACAAGGAUGGGCUCCCAAAACUCAAGUACAGCGCCAAGGAUGCCGCCAAGUGGGGCAUCUUGAGCUGGCUCAUCAAGGACGGCUCCGUACCCAUCCUCGACAUGUUCAAUGCCGGCAGCGCCGACAUGGUCGACUUCCACCUCUCCGUCCUCUCCGCCGUCCUCGGCACCUCCCACCAAUACCUGCGCAUCCAGUAUGAUAAACUGAGCGGGAGUGCGGGUUCGAUCGACGACUCCUCCAAAGCCAACUUGGAUAGGUUGGUGAAGAUUGGUGAAGAGCUGCUCAGCGAGAAGGUGUCCGGGGUGGACCUGGAGACCGGCCGGAAUGUGGAGGUGCCCGGCGGGGGCACCAACGCGGAGGAGCUAGCUAAGUAUGCAAAGCAGCUCUCCGACAAGCGGCGCAAACGCCGCAACAAUUAAUAUGUGCCUGCUCGAACCAAACUAGCAAUUGCAUGCUAGUUAAUGUGUGUGUUUAAGUUCACUUUUACGUUUAGUUUGGGAGUUCAAUCUGUUUGAUUUAUGUCGUUCGUAAAUUCUAUGGUGCUGUUGUAAUAGUCCUGUGCAAAAAUCAUUGGCACAAAUAAUAUUAUGAUAUUAAUAUGUGGUUUAUGUGA